UCUAGAUUUCAGGGGGUUUCCUGCCGCCCGCCGCAUCGUUCCGCCAAUAGGAGUACAACUAGAUGGGUACCCUGUCUACCCCGGAUAAUGCAGAGGUUACACAACCAUUAGCAUCUGAACCUAUCUCCAACUGACUGGCGUUGGGUGAGAACCUAAUCGAUCCUCUCAUUGAAAAAUAUGGCCUCAAGGCCUGAGGAGGUGGGAUUAAAGCCAUCAUAGAAGUGCGGUUAUGAGAAUUAACCAAUGUUUGAUUAUACAACCUACCUAGUUCUCUAGUUCUACGAUUGGGUAUAAUAUAGCCUAUUUUCUAACUUAUCACAAGCAAUUCCAAUAUCUGUUACGGUAACGGAUGCUCUUAAGAGGAAAGUACGGCAGCACCAGAGGAAAGACCGGCACCUCCGUGUUCCGCGGAUAGACACUUCCCAAUUUUAUGAGACCCGGAAAUAUGGGUAAGGUUUCGGCAGCGGGUAGGGCUUACCACGGGCUUGGAGUGGACCCCUCAACUAACGAUCGCGUGCUCGCUCGCCAUGAAACCCGUUUUUUCCCUCACGAAUCACAAUCUACGCUCUUAUAUAUAUCACUACCUAAUUUUUGCUAUAAACCACGAUACACUUAUACACGGCUUCAUUAUUCUUAGUAUAAACGUUAUACCCUUUAGAACUUUGAGGUUCGAGACGGCAUCGGACAGCCACAAAAUGGUCCAUGCCAAUGCGUCGAAUUUUGCUGAGGGGGUGACGAAAGACGAAGCUUACACUCAAGUACUAUUACAGGCCGAAGGUCUCUUUGAAGGUCAAAGAAACUGGGUGUGCAAUCUCGCCAAUGCGGCUUCCCUGUUAUGGCACGCCUACAAGUCACUGCCGCAGCCGAGUAACCAGGUGAAUUGGGCGGGCUUUUACACACUCGACCCGCAGGCAGCGUCAUCAAAGCAGCAACUUAUUCUAGGCCCUUUCCAGGGCAAAGUAGCCUGCCAGACCAUCGCUUUCGGGAAAGGGGUUUGCGGCACGGCAGCAGAGACUCAGACGACGCAGUUGGUUCCGGAUGUCGAGCGGUUCCCGGGCCACAUCGCAUGCGAUGGGGAUAGCAAGAGUGAGAUAGUGGUCCCUAUUACUGUAGAAACAGAGGGUAACGGGGAAAAGGCGAGGAAACUGGUUGCUAUCAUCGAUAUUGACUGCGCCGACCUUAGCGGUUUCGAUGAGGUAGACAAGAAGUAUCUAGAGCAACUGGCAGAAUUGCUCGGGCGAAGCUGUGAUUGGUAAUGCGUGACGUUCGGUCAUGCUGUCAUCAUCAAAGACAAAAGGCUUCGCAGCUUAGAGAACCACGCGUAGAGGAGAGGGCUACAGGAAUGUUGGAUUAUUGAAGCAUGGUUCGAUUUCAUGUACGUACCCUAUGCAUGUAUGUACAUAGAUAUAUGCCUAUCACGUCCCAUACCCCUUAGAAGGUUAGAGGCCUCAGACGUUAAACAGAUAAAUUAACAGCCCAACAAACGAGCACAGCCACCCAUAGGUAGUAAUAAG
This is a messenger RNA of Annulohypoxylon truncatum, 1514 nucleotides long. RefSeq names its product GAF domain-like protein. Gene Ontology annotation, cellular component: cytosol. The transcript has 5 exons. Gene Ontology annotation, molecular function: L-methionine (R)-S-oxide reductase activity; protein binding. The coding region runs from base 528 to 1256 and encodes 242 amino acids. NCBI's taxonomy places the organism in Eukaryota, Fungi, Ascomycota, Sordariomycetes, Xylariales, Hypoxylaceae. The record is from RefSeq and is a predicted model, not a curated record.